Venturia canescens is the source of this 1852-nucleotide messenger RNA. RefSeq names its product rhodopsin-like. Gene Ontology annotation, cellular component: photoreceptor outer segment; plasma membrane. The record is from RefSeq and is a predicted model, not a curated record. The coding region runs from base 1 to 990 and encodes 329 amino acids. Gene Ontology annotation, biological process: phototransduction; G protein-coupled receptor signaling pathway; cellular response to light stimulus. Gene Ontology annotation, molecular function: G protein-coupled photoreceptor activity. Lineage: Eukaryota; Metazoa; Arthropoda; Insecta; Hymenoptera; Ichneumonidae. The transcript is spliced from 6 exons.
AUGAAAAACUUUCACUUAAAAAUGUCUAAUUACUCGUUAAUCAUGGAUCAACCGAUGAGCCACGCGAGUUACUUCGGCAUAGCAGUGGCCUUAGGAAUUAUCGGAGUUGCCGGAUUCACCAUGAAUUUUAUGGUCGUAUUAGUUAUCAUAAAAGACUCGCAAGCUCUCUGGACACCGAUUAAUGUGAUAAUCCUCAAUCUCGUGGUCGGUGAUGCGUUGGUGGCUGUGCUGGGAAACCCCGUCGCCUUUAUCUCAGCGAUUAACGAAGGAUGGUAUUGGAAUCAUCAAGUGUGCAUUUGGUACGCCUUUUUGAUGUCCACAAUUGGUCUCGCCAGCAUUGGCAAUCUCACCGUUAUGGCAGUCGAGAGAUGGCUCCUCGUCGCACGGCCCAUGAACUCGUUCUCGAUAAACUUCGCACUUCGAGUGGCAAGCGGAGUAUGGAUUUAUGCGCUUUGUCUAUCGUUGCCACCCCUCCUCGGAUGGGGAAGUUACGGUCCAGAAGCCGGAAACGUAUCCUGCAGUGUCUCGUGGGAAGUUCACGAUCCUGAAACCAUGAGCGAAAGUUAUAUAACGUUUUUAAUGACGUUCGGUCUCGUUGUACCAGUCAUAGUUAUUAGUACGAGCUAUUUCGCUAUCAUUUUAACACUGAAGAAGGUUAAAAGACGAGCAGGUGGACGAGGAAGGAGGGAAGCAAAAGUUACGAAAAUGGUGGCGUUAAUGAUCAUCGCGUUUCUCGUUGCCUGGACUCCAUACGCGGCCCUUGCCAUGGCAGCCCAAUACUUCAACGUUUCUUUACCCGCGGAGAUCGCGGUCAUACCGAGUCUCUUGGCAAAAUCGUCAAUAUGCUACAAUCCGAUUAUUUAUGCGGGCCUGAACGGUCAAUUUCCUCGUUCGUUCAAAAAGAUGUUCGGCAUACGAGAGGCAACUGGUCGUCCGGGACAAAGCGAGGCUACAGCGAUGACGACAAUGAGCAGACCCGAAACUGCCUGAAUAAUCCAUUUGAGCAAGAACGGCGAGACGAAUUUCCUUCUGACAUGAAAACGUCAAUCAUAGGAAAAGUAUAUGAAACGCAGGAUAUUUGAAUAUCGACGCCGGGCGUGAGUUGAUUUUCGGGAAUCAGUGUAAACGGAUUUUUGAAUGCGAGCUCCAAUUCCGAAUCUCGAAAAGAUUUUUUUUAGAAAAGCUGAACGGGCUAAAAAACAUUUCGACAAACUUCUGCAGCUGUCGAAGCAACGUUUUUACUCGUCAAAAACACGAAUUUGCCAAAUUUGCACAAUUUUUUAAAUUACGAAACUGCGCGAUGGAUGCAGCUACUGUGAUACAGCAACGAGGAAGUAACACGUUUGGAACGAACGUUUCGACGAUAACGGUAAUAGCUUCAUCGCAGAUCGAUUCAAAACAUGAAAAGCAACUUACGACACCGAGAUUCGUACUUAGAUCUCUUUAGUCUCCAUCAAACUCCGAAACUAUAUCGGGUAUUGAAAAGAGCUGGCCUCUAUUCGAAAAAUACGAUUUUCGAUUCGUGAGUCUUUUUAUUCAAAAAAACAAAAAGCUGAGAAUAUGAAAGAAAUUUUACGUGACACAGGGUAGAAAACCUUACAUAAAUCGACCGCGCAUCACACUGCAGAUAAAAUGAUUGCGCUACAUUUUUCAAACGCAAUACAUUCAUUAUUUCUAGAGUUCGAAAUCUUCGUCCAAAAUUCUUAUUAUGAUAUUGAACGUUGAAGAUGUUUGAGGGCCAUUCCACGCCAAAUCGAACACUUUUUCAACCGACCCGCUUCGAUUUCAUUAAAUUUUUUUUUCUUAUAUUUUUACAUUAUGUGAGGAGCUUUCUCAAAUUAACUUUUUUUUU